This is a messenger RNA of Vespa mandarinia (Asian giant hornet), 2375 nucleotides long. RefSeq names its product serine/threonine-protein phosphatase PP1-gamma catalytic subunit B. Gene Ontology annotation, molecular function: protein serine/threonine phosphatase activity. Lineage: Eukaryota; Metazoa; Arthropoda; Insecta; Hymenoptera; Vespidae. Gene Ontology annotation, cellular component: cytoplasm; nucleus. The record is from RefSeq and is a predicted model, not a curated record.
AGAGAGAGAGAGAGAGAAAGAACGAGAAAGAGAACUGAAGGGAGUGGAGUGCGCGGUUGUCCGGGCGGCCAUUGCGGGUACCUUGUCGAAAACCGCGAAGACGAUAAAGUGCAUUGUGUUAGGCGGAUUAAAAUCCAGAAGAAUCAAGAGUCAUCCUCGUAUCAAGGUGCUCCGUGUGAAGCCCGGUACGCGCACGAAACUCCGGUCCGAUGGCUGAGACCGACAAGUUAAACAUUGACAGCAUCAUAGGUCGAUUGUUAGAAGUACGAGGUGCUAGACCAGGAAAAAAUGUACAAUUGUCCGAAGGAGAAAUUCGGGGACUUUGUCUCAAAUCCCGUGAAAUUUUUCUGUCACAGCCUAUUUUGCUAGAACUUGAAGCACCGCUUAAAAUAUGUGGUGAUAUUCAUGGUCAAUAUUACGACUUAUUGCGACUUUUUGAAUAUGGUGGAUUUCCACCCGAAAGCAAUUAUCUCUUUUUAGGAGAUUACGUUGAUAGAGGAAAACAAUCUUUAGAAACCAUUUGUCUUCUUCUUGCCUAUAAGAUCAAGUACCCUGAAAACUUUUUCUUACUCAGAGGUAACCAUGAAUGUGCUUCUAUUAACAGGAUAUAUGGAUUUUAUGACGAAUGUAAACGCCGAUACAACAUUAAGUUGUGGAAAACAUUUACGGAUUGCUUCAAUUGUUUACCUGUUGCUGCUAUUGUCGAUGAGAAAAUAUUUUGUUGUCAUGGUGGUUUGAGUCCGGAUCUUCAAAGCAUGGAACAAAUCAGACGUAUCAUGCGACCAACGGAUGUGCCAGAUCAAGGACUUCUUUGUGAUUUAUUAUGGUCUGAUCCAGAUAAAGAUACUAUGGGUUGGGGUGAGAAUGAUCGUGGCGUAUCUUUCACAUUUGGCGCAGAAAUAGUUGCUAAAUUUUUACAUAAACACGAUUUUGAUCUGAUAUGCCGUGCACAUCAGGUAGUUGAAGAUGGCUAUGAAUUUUUUGCAAAGCGACAAUUGGUAACUCUAUUUUCGGCUCCAAAUUAUUGUGGCGAAUUUGAUAAUGCUGGUGCCAUGAUGUCGGUAGACGAGACGCUCAUGUGCAGUUUCCAAAUUUUAAAACCAGCUGAUAAAAGGAAAUUCACUUAUGGCGGUCUGAAUGCAGGACGACCGGUAACACCUCCACGAGGUGCAAAUAACAAAAAUAAGAAGAAGUGAAAUUAUUAGAAUGGUUUUUGGACGCAAAAAACUUAGGAUCUAUCUACCGUUUCCCACAUCCGUUAUUUUUUGUUUUUUUUUGUUUUUUUUUUGUGUUUUUUUUUUUUUUUUUUUUUUGACAUUUGGAAUUCUUAUAAAUGCGAGUUGCUAUUAAUUCAUUGUGAAACAUAGGGAGUUCAUUCAAAACUAAAGAAAAAGAAAAAAAGAAAAACAAAAAAAAAGAAAAGAAAAAAAAAAGCAAUGACUACUUAACAAAAUGGUAGGUAUAAUCCGGAGAGGCGUUGCUCGUUAUUCGCAAGAGAUUUGAGAAAAAAAUAAUGAAAGUAAUUCAGUUACGGUAAAGUAGAAUCUAUCGAUCGGAAAUUGAUUUCUGUGUGUACGUAUGCACGGUCGACUUAAAUAUGGAAUAAUAAACAAACAAAAAAAAAAUAUAUAUAUAUGUUAUAAGAAAAGGCACGAAUUAACGAGGAGGUAAAAAAAAAAGGGACAAAAAUAAUAAACACCGGGCAUAAAGGACGAAAAAUUUGAUUAAAAUGACGUAGAUCUUAUAAUACUAAUAAUAAUAAUAAUACUAAUAAUAAUAAUAAUAAUAAUAAUAAUAAUAAUAAAUAAAUAAUAAUAAAUAAAUAAAUAAUAAUAAUAAUAAUAAUAAUAAUAAUAGUUAUCACUCGUUCGAUAAAACGAUCUCUGAACUGUAAUAUUUAGCACUCUUGCAGCUUUUAUAUAGUUCUGUCAAAACUGUGACAUCAAAUUAUAUAUACAUAUAUAUAUAUAUUAUUUUGUUUCGCUUAAAUUUCAUUUGUAAUAACGCGAUACGACCAAAAAAAAAAAAAAAAAAAAAAAAAAGAAAAAAGAAAAAAAAAAGAUAUCUGGCAAUUUUAUUAUAGCAAAAUAAUAUACGAUAUGUAAGCGCGAUAAUAUAUUAUUAGUAACUGCCUAUGAUCGUAAACUAUCGACUGUAAUACGUCCAUACGAAUCUUGUACAAAGUAAUAUUAUUAUAAUCGAAGCUCAACGUUUCUCUGAAAGAAAAUAAAAAGAACGCUCGCACAAACUUCAUAAAACAGAUUGGUAUAAAUGAAUCAAUGGAUUUGCGUAAUGAACGUCUUUAUAUAUAUAUAUAAAAAAAAAAAAAAAGAAGAAAAAAAAGAAAAAAAAAAAAUAAAUAAAUAAAGAAAAAA